UCAUGUAAUAGUCAAAAUUGUGAUAUCUCUUCGGCUCCGUCAAUGUUAUUUUUGAAAAUAAACAAUAUAUAAUGAAAAUUUAAUAAUAAUAAGACGAGGUUAAAAUUGUAGUACAGUGCAUUAAAAUGGCUUUAAAAUACUUGUUAUGUGUUCUUUUGACUUACAACAUGUCGUUGUAUUGUGCCUCGGCGGCGGUGCAUGGGCACAACAUCGACAACCUGGAGCGGGAGACGGACGGGAGCUUUCGAGCGAGAGACUACGAGCACUACGGCGACUCCGGACACAACUCUGAAUUCGACCACGAGGCUAUUCUAGGAAGCGUGCGGGAGGCCGAGGAGUUCGACAAGCUUAGCCCCGAUGAGUCGAAGCGCAGGCUUGGGCUACUGCUGCCCAAAAUGGAUUUGAAUGGAGAUGAACACAUAGACCGGUUGGAACUUAAAAAAUGGAUCUUAAAAUCAUUCAUCAAUCUGUCUCGGGAAGAGGCCCAGGAGCGUUUGUUGGAAGCUGAUGAGGACAGAGACGGUGCGGUGACGUGGAACGAGUACUUACAUGAUGCAUUCGGAGUGGAUUCUGAGGACGAAGUAGGUCCUGAGGAUACCGGUGACUCUGGACUGAUAUUACAAGAGGAGAAAGCAAUGUGGGCUGUGGCGGACGCGAACAGUGACGGCAAACUGGAGCUGAACGAAUUCCAGGUAUUUACGAACCCGGAGGAGCACAAAGAGAUGCACCAGUUCCUCAUCAACCAGACGCUGAGGGAGAAGGAUCUGAACAAGGAUGGCAGUAUAGACUUCAACGAGUACAUCGGAGAGAGAGGUAACCAGCAGGAUAAAGUGUGGCUGAUAUCAGAGAAGGACAAGUUCGACAACGACCUGGACCUGAACAAAGACGGUGUCAUCGACCUCCAGGAGAUACACACCUGGAUCAUACCCGAUAAUGAUGAAAUAGCAGAUGAGGAAGUAGAUCACCUGUUCGCGUCAGCUGAUGAUGACCACGACGACCUUCUGUCCUUCGAGGAGAUCCUGCAGCAUCACGAUGUGUUCGUCGGCAGCGAGGCCACGGACUACGGCAGUGACCUGAUGGGAGAACACUUCGAUGACGAGCUCUGAAGACUUGGUCUACUCUUCCUGUAUUUGAGCGUUCGUGUACGUUGAAUAUAGUGAACAUUUUAGCUGCAAUUACAC
Molecule: messenger RNA, 1181 nt
Organism: Spodoptera exigua (beet armyworm)
Lineage: Eukaryota; Metazoa; Arthropoda; Insecta; Lepidoptera; Noctuidae
Source: the annotation of a GenBank genome assembly